Molecule: messenger RNA, 1780 nt
Organism: Exophiala mesophila
Lineage: Eukaryota; Fungi; Ascomycota; Eurotiomycetes; Chaetothyriales; Herpotrichiellaceae
Exons: 2
Coding region: 265-774 (169 amino acids)
Cellular component (GO): endoplasmic reticulum; cytosol
Source: RefSeq, a predicted model, not a curated record
CACCUGACCUUGUCACCACCCACCGCCUCCCAUCUUUUGUCUACCCAACCGCCACCCACCAGCUACAAUCUGCCACCAAUCUUAUCAGUUCUACUUCGUUCCCCUCUAAACUCUCCUAAAGCUUUCUUCUCACCUGUGCACUCUAUAGAACUCGUCACUUCGAGUCUGUCGGCCGCGUCCUCAUCCUACACCCACCACUCAACGUUUCCACUCUUUUCCAACAGCACCCGGUCCUCAGUCUCGUUUGGCCGCCACAACCUCACCAUGGCGACGACAUCCGCCGCCGCCGGUCUCCUCGGCAGGCAAUUGAAACAGAUGCAGUCAGACAAAGACAUCCCCGGCAUCAGUUGCGGGCUGGCGGAUAACAACAUCUUCGAGUGGGAGGUUAUGCUCAUGAUCAAUGACGACUGCAAGUUCUAUGGCGGAGGCUUUUUCCGCGCUCGACUCUCCUUCCCUCCCGAGUAUCCCCUUCUCCCACCAAAGAUGAAGUUUGAGACGCCAAUCUUCCAUCCCAAUAUCUACCCCUCAGGCGAAGUCUGCAUCUCUAUCCUCCACCCUCCUGAAGACGACAAAUACGGAUAUGAAUCAGCGGCGGAAAGAUGGUCUCCCGUGCAGUCCCCCGAGACCAUUCUCAUCUCCGUCAUCAGCAUGCUGAGUAGCCCCAACGAUGAAAGCCCCGCCAAUGUGGACGCUGCAAAGAUGUGGAGAGAGGACCCAAAAGGCUUCCGACGGAAAUGCCAAAAGCUUGUGCGAGAGAGCUUGGGUGAUGAAUGACAUGGCCUACCUCAGCGUGUCGAUGUCCGACCACCAGACAAUCAUUUUCAGGGAUGAAGAUUUCAGGGAAAACAACACCGGGUGACCACUAGGACUCGAUGAAGCUGUUCUAGUCGGAUCAGUUCUCUGCACUUGACUGUCUUCUUGGGGGCUUCGGUCGUGUCAAAAGCACGAAAGGUGAGAUUGUGCACGAUUCGAUCCAACAAGACUCCAGGACUUGUCAAGCUCGAUAUCGUCAAAGACUGGAACACUCUAUUGCAGGUCAAUUGACUGAUAUAUGGUCCCUCACCCUCCAUAACGACUCCCCCAGGCACUAUAACGCAUUCGAGCCAGUUAGUUCCAACCAAAGCACCUUUCAGUGACAGAGAUGGUUCAAGGAGAGAGAGUCAAGCUAGCAGCCAUGUGGCAGUUGGACUGAGGGGGAAUAAGGCCGAGACCCCCACCCGAUUAGGAUUAGGUCAAGCCCACAAAGUCUAUCGUAGAGACCAAUCUCUGCAGCAAUGGCAAUUCCCACCAGGACGGCAAGAUGGUGUUUUUCAGGGCCCCUGGCCCGAUUCACCGAUGAAGAUACAAAUGCAUGAUAGAGCAAGGGGGAUAUGGGUUCAAGUUCGCAUGGAACGAGUCAAGCUCACCAAGGCGAUGGUGGAUGGAGACACUAGCGUCAACGCCCUUCCACAUGCUUGUUUUUGCUCUUUUCUUUCGGCCUUUCGGAUGUUGUGUUGCUACAUCCAGACUUGGAGAAAAUAUACGCAUAGCCUGUCUAUAAUGAGUCCGGAAUUUGUAUCUCAUGGGCCAAAAUUAGACUGGGAUGGGUGGCGUUGAAGCCCUGCAGUCGCGGAAAGCUUGUUUGAUUGCUUGUUCAGAUUUCUCGUGUUGACCUUGGAGUAUGCAUUUGUACAUACAGCCAUGUGGGGAUUUACUUUUGAUGUGGUUCAUCCGCAUAAUUCUAUAAUCCGUAUUUUGGUGGCAGGACGUGUGGCUUGUCCUCCAUUUGGCUGAAUUGCCC